CUAUAAUUUUUUAUAACAUCACGGUAUAAGUGACUCGUAUUGUUGAAUUUAUUGAAAAGAAUGUUUUGCUAUCUUUAGUGUAUUGAAGCUUUGAUUAUGGUACAGAAAUCAAAUAUACGCAAUUAAAAAAACAAAAACUAAACCAACCAAAUCAUAAAUACCAAAUAUGUUAUUAUAAUGUAACAUCAUGGAAUGUCAGUGCAAGUUGAACCACCUUUCAUUAGAUGAGCAUAUUUUUCCCAAACAAAACGCAAAAGAUUCAAGUUAUAAUCAUCAUUGAUGUUGCGUUGCAUGCCAACCAGACUGAUUGAACGAUUUAGUCCGACUUAAAAGUUUUACGAAAUGCUGUCAGCGCAUCUUAAGUCAUAAAGAGCUGUCUUUAAAAAAUCAAAAAUUGUACUACCUUUACGGCUGAAAGUUAACAAACACUUGAAAUGUUCAAUGUUUAGAGAAAACAACUUUGGGUGACUAAUUGAACAUAUGAUAUACGAUUGGUGGAAAUGAUUACUAAUACAAUAACUUAUAUUUGGUGUCAAGCAAACAUUCAUUCAUCGUAAAAUUACUGUUAGAGAAAUGUCCCUUGAAAACAAAGUUGCCAUCGUUACAGGAGGCUCGAAAGGUAUCGGAGCAGCAAUCGCUGAAACAUUGGCAAACCGUGGUGCCAAGGUUGCCAUUACUUAUACCUCUGAGAGUAGCAAAGAAUCAACCCAGAAAUUAGUGAAUAAGAUCAAAGGAUUUGGUACUUCAGCAGACGCCAUCAGUAUUCAAGCUGACUUGCGUGAUAUUGCAAGUGCUAAACAUAUCGUUGAGACUACUGUCAAAGCUUUUGGUCCUACUAUUCAUAUCCUCAUUAACAAUGCUGGCUAUCUAGACGAACCAAAGCCAAUUGGAACGACGACGUUAGAUCAGUUUAACGCUAUAUUCGAUUUAAACGUUCGAGCCGUUUUCUUUAUGACGGAAAGCGUGGCACCUCAUCUCCCCAAAGAUAAGGGUGGUAGAAUUAUCAACAUUGGAAGUAUUGCCGGAAGAAAAGCUUUUGCUCAAUAUCCUCUAUAUUGUGGAAGCAAGGCAGCUAUCGAAGGCUUCACAAGAUGUUGGGCCUCUGAAUUAGGUCCUCAAGGACACACGGUGAAUCAAGUCAAUCCAGGACCUGUUACCACAGAUAUGUUGAAAUCAUUAGACAGUGAGCUUGUAAAAGUCCAAGCACAAGCCACUCCUUAUGAACAACGAAACGCAAUCCCUGACGACAUAGCAGGUAUCGUUGGAUUCCUUGUUGAAGAAAAUGGACGAUGGGUUACUGGACAGGUAAUCUCAGCUUCUGGAGGAUACGAGAUGUAUUAGUAUUAUGUUUCGUGUAUGGGUGCUCACGGAGACGCAAUUGAUGGAAGUAGCCAAUGGUCUAAUGCGCUAUUACAUGGUUGGCUUUGAUUGUUCUAUGAAUGUUUAGUUUGAAGAAUCAUAAUUAAAUAAAAUACUGAAAUGAAUACUUUUCACGAAGAUGCUUUCGAGCUUAGAAUAUAAAAAAAAAAUGUUGUGAUUCUGAUGAGUAAAUAUUCCAAGGCAACCAAGUUGAUAAAUAAAAGGCUAUGAGACGAUAAACACAAUGUUCCUCUGAAUUUUUUAUCCUUUUGUUCUUUUUUUUUUCAAUGAAAGGUGAUUUUCCGCAAGUUUAUAAGCCAUCAACCCAGUAAAACGAGCUAAAUCAAAAGUAUAAUAAAGCUAUUUGCGUAGUUUGUUCUAUAGUUCAAAUAACACAGUUGAAAA
This is a messenger RNA of Schizosaccharomyces octosporus yFS286, 1764 nucleotides long. RefSeq names its product versicolorin reductase. NCBI's taxonomy places the organism in Eukaryota, Fungi, Ascomycota, Schizosaccharomycetes, Schizosaccharomycetales, Schizosaccharomycetaceae. The transcript has a single exon. The record is from RefSeq and is a predicted model, not a curated record. Gene Ontology annotation, molecular function: oxidoreductase activity. Bases 574 to 1341 code for a protein of 255 amino acids.